AUGUGGCGUGACUCCUUCAGAUUGCAAAUCUUCUGCCUGCUUAUGGCAGUGCUGGCUAUUGUGGUGCUGGUCCAUAAUUUUUUUCAGUUAGAGCACCUGGAUGAUGACACAGUUUCAGGAUCAAAUUGGAUAACAGAAAACGAUGUCCAGCGUUCUCUAUCACAGACAACCAAAACUACCAGGAAGCCUUACUGUGGUUAUAAGCAGCAGAUUUUGUCCAAAAGAGAACAAGAGGAACAGGAAUCGUUGCUUGCUGCAAUACAGUGGCCAAAACCCUCUGAUGGCAAAAUUGCCUUUGUACAAAGCACUGAUCCUGCACGUAGUGACUUUGUGAUUGUGAAACCCAGCGGGUUCUUCAAGGUGGGUGAUCAGUUAGAGGUGCUUGUUCGUACGAAGGAUUUCCAGGGAAAACCCAAGCGGUAUGGCGGAGACUAUCUACAGGCACGAAUUCACUCUCCUCUGCUGAAAGCUGGAGCAACAGGAAGGAUUGUAGAUUGCCAUAAUGGCCUUUACAAAGUCUUCUUUACCUUGCUUUGGCCAGGAGACGUCAAAGUUUCUGUGUCACUUGUCCAUCCGAGUGAAGCAAUCCAAGUCCUCCUGCGUUUACGAGAAGAAAGGCCAGACAGGGUCUAUUUCAAAAGCUCAUUCAAGUCUGGGAGGUAUUCGGAGACCACUGAGUGCAAUCUUUGCUUGCCUGGAGAUCUCCCGGUGUGUAACUUCACAGAUCUCUACACGGGCGAGCCAUGGUUCUGUUACAAGCCUCGAAAACUGUCCUGUGCCAGCCGAAUCAGCCAUGCCAAGGGUGGAUAUCAAAAAGGUCUUCUGACACAAGAGGAAAGCCUCUUCUUCCAAAGUGAUGUGAAUAUCAAAAGGCCGAUACUCUCCAGUGGACCUGAUUCAGUGAUUGUAAAGCCCAAGUCAUUUACAGAAACUGGUGCAAAUUUGAGAUUCGAUUAUAUCGUCCUUCUUUCAGGAGUUACAGAUGAUCAAAGCCUGCCUGUGUUUCCUGAG
This is a messenger RNA of Fulmarus glacialis (Northern fulmar), 1011 nucleotides long. Its product is annotated as NXPE family member 3-like. The record is from RefSeq and is a predicted model, not a curated record. The transcript is spliced from 4 exons. NCBI's taxonomy places the organism in Eukaryota, Metazoa, Chordata, Aves, Procellariiformes, Procellariidae. The annotation marks the transcript as partial.